GAAUGCUGCUGGGAAGAUGUAGCCCCUUCCACUUCCCAGGCACUGUCUUGCUGGAGGCAGGCAUGACCUCUCCUGCUCCAGCAGCACUACAGCCCCAGGCUGCCCACAUUGCUGCUGGGUUUCUUGUUUGCAUCAGCAAACGUUGCUGCAUUCAGGGUUUGAGGCGGUGCUAUGUAGAAGACAGAAACUCCAAAGUGGCCUGGUUAAACCGUUCUGGCAUCAUUUUUGCUGGACAAGACAAGUGGUCCCUGGACCCUCGAGUAGAACUGGAGAAAAAAAGCCCUCUGGAAUACAGCCUCCGGAUCCAGAAAGUGGACGUCUAUGAUGAGGGGUCCUAUACGUGCUCGGUGCAGACACAGCAUCACCCAAGGACUUCCCAGGUUUAUUUGAUUGUCCAAGUGCCACCAAAGAUCUACAAUAUCUCCUCGGAUGUCACUGUGAAUGAGGGCAGUAACGUGACUCUUGUGUGCAUGGCUAAUGGACGCCCCGAGCCUGUCAUCACCUGGAGACACCUCACCCCAACGGGCAGAGAAUUUGAAGGCGAGGAAGAGUACCUGGAAAUCCUAGGGAUCACCCGAGAGCAAUCGGGCAAGUACGAGUGCAAAGCCGCCAACGAGGUUUCCUCGGCAGACAUCAAGCAAGUCCGGGUCACUGUGAACUACCCUCCAACUAUCACCGAAUCGAAGAGCAAUGAAGCUGCCACAGGACGACAAGCCUUACUCAAGUGUGAGGCAUCAGCAAUGCCCACACCUGAUUUUGAGUGGUACAGAGAUGACACCAGGAUAAACAGCGCCAAUGGCCUGGAGAUCAAGAGCAUGGGGAGCCAGUCCCUCCUGAUGGUGGCCAAUGUCACUGAAGAACACUAUGGCAACUACACCUGCGUGGCUGCCAACAAGCUGGGAGUCACAAAUGCCAGCCUAUACCUUUACAAUCCUGCAACUGCCAUUUAUGUAGAACAUCUGUUACAGCUGAUGGGCAUUCCACCGAUGAAGACCAGAGGUCUCGGUGGGUAGGGCCUUGGACUGAGAAUCAGGAGCAUUGGAUCGUAGCCAUGACAUUGACACUGAAUCACUGGCUGGUCACAAACAAGACAUUUCACCUCUCUGUGCCUUGAUGUCUCCAGUCCUGAAAUGGGAAUCGUGAUCCCUGCUUUUCCCCAUAAAUGCUUUGAAAUCUACAGCUGCAAAGUGCUACGUGGUAGUCAUUGUUCUUUUGAUAUUGCUGAUUGAGCUUGCAUUGUGCAAAUGAUGUAGGAUGGACCCUAACAUCCCCAAGCACUAAUGGAAUAUACAGGCAAACAAAGGGUCUGCCCCCUCAAUUGAUUUAAAUCGGAAUAGCUCCAUUGAAGCCAACUGAGAACCCACCCAUAGGAUUUACAAAUAAAUACCCGUUAAAAUAGUUGGCCAUCAGUUGCCUCCUUACUUACCUGCCUUGAAUUGAAUUCAGAGUUCAGGGUUUUUUUCCCCUUUACUACAGUGUGGCGCCCCUAAAACAAUAUCAGGAACACUAUGGCCCAUUCAGCGUUAGGUGUUCAGAACAUCCUAUGUUGCAAUGCAAGGCUAAUUUCAGGUCUUGGCAGGUUAAGGAGCUUCUCAGUUGACCAGAAAGAGUAUAUGUUGUGGCAUUUCAGUAACUGUCAGAGCGUGGAUGGAGCUCGCUCCAAUUAAGUACCGUGGCUGAUUCAUUUAGGGAUGGUAUUUUUUGUGAGUUGCUACUUAACUAGUGUGCUCUCAUUGUGUUAAGGCACUAUGUCACCUGCAGGAGCCAUCUUUCAAUGAACUUUACAAUCAGAAGUCUCUAACUGGUCUAUGGGUACAUUUCUCAAUGGUUUAAACUAGAUCUUAUAUUAUUCACUUCUUUUCCCAAAAGGUUGGAUAGCAAGGUCAAUUAAUGCUGAACAACUACUUUAUACUGUACUGCCCCAAACAUGGCUUUAUUUUAAUAAGGGAGUGUCUGUAAAGUGUGAAGAAGUGUGAUAUAUUAUUCAUAUUAAUAAUUAAUAGUAAGUAUUGUGUCAUCUUCAUAAUUGAUCAGGGCCACAGUGAGUGGCGAAACUUGACCCAUCUCUGCAAUGUGUCUAAAAGAAAUGUUAUCAUAAUGGUCCAAAAGACUUUAGUAAGAAGAGUUAAUCCAGUGUUGUGGAGCCAUAAAAUGUCAUUGUGGGAUUUAUAAAGACUGAGCCAGUGAGAACUUAUUUCAGAUGAUGGGCAGUCAUUUCUACUGAAGUGUAUCAACAGCUCCUGGAAUCCAUGUUGCUCAUCUCUCCAUGUCACACUAAGCUCACUGUGGAGCAGUGGCAGAUUUCAGUUGAAACAGAGGGACCCAUGUGGAGCCAAAUGGGAGAGGGACCAAGAGAGAAGAAUAUGAAUGGACGGCUAUCCUUGAAAUGAUUCACCCUAGCAGUUUUCAUGGUGACACCUAAAUUAUUUCUCUGUGCAGCUGCUGCUUCAACUCCUGUUCAGAAUUAAGCACAUAUGCUCAAAAACCCCACACAGCUGAUCUCAAAACACUGAAAAACUGCAAUAUGUAACCUCCUCCCCAAAACACUUCUCUCAAAACAACACACACCCCCCAGCACAUCCCAACACACACCCACGCAUACAAUGUUAGCGUAGGGUCAGCUGCAGUUUACUCCCCUUUUUACCUUCUUUCUUCUACAUCUGCUAGCCCACAUGUCAAAAGCAAGCCAAGCAGAACACUGAAUGAGAAAAUAGCCAGGUGCCUGAUGAACUUUGAAAGAGCUAAAAUUCUUCUCGAAAGCCCGGUGUGCUGCAACAGAACUGCGCGACACACCCCACUAGGACUGCUCAGCAGGGUUGCCUAGUGUACUGCAGUGGGGCUGCCAGGUGCGGCCGGGAGUGUGGCUGCCCAGCAUGGAAGGCAAAAGGGAGGUGGGGAUCAGUAGGGUAGUGGGGCCUCUGGCCGGUCCAUGGCUUGGAGGGGGGUCCGAUAGCAGGGGGUGUAGAUCCCUCAUCCAGAACUAAGGAUGUUAAAAUGUGGUUAUCUGACGAAUCGUAUAGUCCAUACAGUUUGUAUCGACUAUACGAUUAGUCGAUAAGCGCCAGUCUGCA
This is a messenger RNA of Pelodiscus sinensis (Chinese soft-shelled turtle), 3071 nucleotides long. NCBI's taxonomy places the organism in Eukaryota, Metazoa, Chordata, Testudines, Trionychidae. The record is from RefSeq and is a predicted model, not a curated record.